Synchiropus splendidus (mandarinfish) is the source of this 5463-nucleotide messenger RNA. RefSeq names its product oxysterol binding protein 2b (gene osbp2b). The coding region runs from base 1174 to 3432 and encodes 752 amino acids. The transcript is spliced from 14 exons. The record is from RefSeq and is a predicted model, not a curated record. Gene Ontology annotation, molecular function: cholesterol binding. NCBI's taxonomy places the organism in Eukaryota, Metazoa, Chordata, Actinopteri, Syngnathiformes, Callionymidae. Gene Ontology annotation, cellular component: cytosol; intracellular membrane-bounded organelle; membrane.
GACUCAUGGGUAGUAAAAGUGCGUCGUUCUCCACCAUGCUGCGCCCCAUCAUGAGGCUUGGUCAGUGUGGAAGUGACGAGACGGACGAAGAGUCGCAAGCUUAAAUACAUUUCGACUGUAGAAGGAGUUCAGCCUGGAUGGUUGUGCGUCCCAGGAGAUGCUGUGGUUCCUGGAACAGCCACUGUGCUAGUUGUACAGUGGGCGACAACAGAGGGCGCACAGGAGCUUGGCAUGUCGGCGCCCAGGGUCAAAGGCUGUGGGAAAGUCAGAGGACUGUGUUCUUCACGUCUCCUUGCUGGCUUGUUUUGCCCUCUCUAAUUCAGCAGACAGUGUCCCCAGAGACCAGGCAGGCCUGGACAUUCCUUUGGCCUCCAUUUGAAAGGCAGAUGUCUAAAUAUAGACUCUGCGAGAACAUGAGCCUAUUGAAGUGGCCCUGCUCCAGGCGGCUUGAGUAGAAUGUCGACUUUAUUUGCUUCUCUUCUGGGAGUUUGUCUGUGUAACAGCACAUCUUUGUGUUUUACGCUGAGAUAUACUGGAAGAGACAACCACACAAAUGAACACGCAGGACUUGUCGUGGUCACAGCAGCUGGACGUUUUGUUUUGAUCACAGUUUGUGAAGAAAACAAUGCAACACAUACGAUGCGACAUGAUUAACCUGGCUGAAUGCAUGGCUUAAAAAUGCUUUCAAUGUGUUGUUGUUGGUCCUCUGUUUGUCCUGUGUAAAUGUAUCAAAUACGCUAUGUUGCUUUAUUGCUCCACUCACUCAGACGCACUGAUAAUUAGCUUGACCCCAGUCCAUCAGAAGAACGUGCAGUGAAAUUGAUGUCAGUCUUUGUGGGGCCUGUUAUUCUGUGUCUCUCAUGUUUAUGGCACCAAAGUCUGGCAAACACCUCCGCUGUCUGUCUAGCAGCCAAGAUGUAGUUGCAGCUUUGGCCCCGUGCUCUCCACACUCAGAAGAUGGCAGUGUUUCUCCAUCCAGACUCGCGUCGUUGAGUGGAGUCACAUGACUUUCUUCUGGGACAACUGGAACUAGUCAUGUGAUGUCGGUGAUAUGUCAAUCUAGUCUGAUCGAAUGAGAAGAAAGUGCUCAUCUCAGCAUCGUCGUGUGUCAUUGACAAAGUUGGGUGGUCUUCGGCAGCUUUUCACUAGCACCUUCUACCUUGAUAUUUUUUUAUGCCAAUCAAUUUGAAUGACUUGAAAUUCUCUGUCCGUGGUCCUGAAACCGUGGCAAACUAUGAGGAGAUGAAUAGAGAGCGGCCUAGAAAUGUUUCCUUGUUCACACAUGAUUACAAGCCUUUUCACUGCUCUUCUUCCACUCCCUCUCUGAACACAGUUCACGCUCCCUCUUCCAGUCCCUCUCCCUCUCUCUGGCGGGUUCUCCUGGCCCCGCCCACUUGCACUCUUGCUUUCUCUCGGGGAGCUGUGUACUCUGCUUUUCAUCGAGCUGGCCAUUCACCUCUGAAUGCACCAACACUCUGCCUUUGCUGGUUUGCACCUUCUUCAGCAGCAGACAAAAAAGCCCAGCGUCUCUCUUAUGACUCCGGGGACGAGGAGCCUACGUCUCAGUCGGAGCGCACUGAACUUCAGGGAGCACUAAAGAUACUUGUUGGCAAACUUGAUGACCUCAGCACUUGCAAUGACUUGAUCGCCAAGCACGGUGCGGCGCUGCAGCGUUCCCUGAGCGAACUCGAGGCUCUCCGAGUUCCACUGGAGGGUGGCGAGAAGAUCAAGGCCGUGAACGAGCGAGCGACACUCUUCCGCAUCACUUCAAAUGCUAUGAUCAAUGCCUGUCGGGACUUCCUGCACUUGGCCGAGACACACAGCCGCCGAUGGCAGCGGGCUCUGCAGUAUGAGCGCGAGCAGCGGACCCACCUGGAGGAGACCAUAGAGCAGCUGGCGAAGCAACACAACAGCCUGGAGCGAGCGUGGAGAGAAGCACCCACCGCCACCCAGGACGGCAGUGAGAGGCCGCUGAAAGAAGAGGCGAGUGAUGAAGAUGAGGAGACGGAGUAUUUUGAUGCCAUGGAAGACUCGCCUGCCUUCAUCACAGUGACGGCCAGCCAGAGCUCGCAGCACAGGCGCUCGCAGAGUCAUCUGAGCGGAGCCAGCGGAAGUCACGCGACUGACUGGAACCAGGAGCAGCAUAUGACUCCGCCCUACAAUGACCUGUCAGGAAGGGAGCCGCCGCCUCGCAGGCAGCGCAGGACUCGAGUUCCAGACAAGCCCAACUAUUCUCUCAAUUUAUGGAGCAUCAUGAAGAACUGCAUCGGGAAGGAGCUUUCCAAGAUCCCCAUGCCUGUAAACUUCAACGAGCCUCUGUCGAUGCUGCAGCGUCUCACCGAAGAUCUGGAGUAUCACGAGCUCCUGGACAAGGCGGCGCGUUGUGACUCCUCUCUGGAGCAGAUGUGCCUAGUCGCUGCCUUCUCCGUCUCCUCCUACUCCACCACGGUCCACCGCACGGCCAAGCCCUUCAACCCGCUCCUGGGCGAGACCUAUGAGCUGGACCGCCGGGAGGACUUUGGCUACCGCUCGCUGUGUGAGCAGGUCAGCCACCACCCUCCUGCCGCCGCUCAUCACGUGAUUUCCCAGCGAGGCUGGACCCUCUGGCAGGAGAUCACCAUUGCCAGCAAGUUUCGUGGAAAAUACCUCUCCAUCAUGCCUCUGGGUGCCAUCCACCUGCAGUUCCACUCCAGUGGGAAUCACUACGUGUGGAGGAAGGUCACCUCCACGGUGCACAACAUUAUCGUGGGCAAGCUGUGGAUCGACCAGUCGGGGGACAUUGAGAUUGUAAAUCACAGAAGCCAGGAGACGUGCCAGCUCAAGUUCUCUCCCUACAGCUAUUUCUCCAGGGAUGUGCCUCGGAAGGUGACGGGCGUGGUGGCCGACGGCGGCCGGCAGGCUCACUACAUCCUGUCCGGUACGUGGGACGAUAAAAUGGAAAGUGCCAAGAUCGUCCACAGCAGCCGCGGUGGAAGUGGAUCGGAGGGGAAGCAGAAGACCGUCUACCAGACGCUGCCCCCCAAGCUCUUGUGGAAGAAGUACUCGCUCCCGGAGAACGCUGAGAACAUGUACCACUUCUCCGCGCUGGCUCUCACCCUCAAUGAGCCGGAGGAGGGAGUGGCGCUGAGCGACAGCCGCUUGAGACCGGACCAGCGGCUGAUGGAGGAGGGCCGGUGGGACGAAGCCAACUCUGAGAAACAGAGGCUAGAAGAGAAGCAGAGAGCGGUGAGGAGGAGGAGGGAAGCCGAGGCCUCGGAAGCGCUGGACGAAGAGUGUGAUUAUGACCCGGGCAGAGAGUUCGAGGCUUACCAGCCGCUGUGGUUCCAGCAGAGGAGAAACUCCGUCACCGGCGAGACCAGCUUCGUCUACAAAGGCGGAUACUGGGAGGCCAAGGAGCGUCAGGACUGGGGCCCAUGUCCCGACAUAUUCUAGCACAGGAAGCCGGGCGCCUGCUCGGGGUCUUGCUCCUCCUCAUGUGCUUCCUCCACAGAAGCCUCUCCCGCUGCGGUGACUCCGUCAGGUGAUGUGAGAAGCUUUACCCACAGUGCACUUUCUUCACGUCUGGCUCCGUUGAACCCAAGAUGCUGUUCAGCUGUAGGUUGAAAACAAAACUCUGGAUUCUCCAACAAGUAUUAACAUGGCUAAAGGAGGAGAUGAUCAAAGGACUUGGGUUGUCAUGGCAACUGAAGCGGGAGUCUGCGGUGACGUCACCAACACCAGCAUCGCUGAGAUGAGAGAAGCAAGCGCCCACGCCACGUGCCGGCGGGCGGACUCCAGCCCACUUCUCCGAGCGCCACUUUUCACAACCACACCGUUUCCACGGUGACGCUGAUGAGGAGCUGUCAAAGAGGCGUUGGAGGGUGAGCUGCAUGGUCCAGGUCUGGCGGGCGGCUCCACGGUCAGCUGUAGCCGGCGAGGCCUUCACGCUGGUCAGCAUGUUUUUCUGUUUCAAAUGAGCUUCACCUGAGGCUAUUUGUGAUGAGACACUGCAAGACUUGAGAACAUAUAUUUGAUUAGCAGUCACAGCGCCUUCUUUGGCUACAGAUUCUAUCUAUUUUGUUAUUAUUUUUUUACCUGCGCUCUCACAGGCCGGGCUGCCACCAUUGUCCUGAGCGGCAAGCGGCAGUCAUGUGACCUUCGUCCACUGACCCACCCGUAGCUUGUUGUUGACAUUUGCAUCUGAAUUAUUUCAUGCUUCCGAGCCCAUAUGAGGAGAGAGCGUCAGGCCGUUCCUCGUGUAGGACUGGCGUCUUCUUCUUGGAGCUGACCUCCUGAUCAUCCUCAUCAGGACGCCUGAGGUCUCCUGCUGCGAACAUGACAGGUCUCUGCUGAUCCGAAAUUGUACUCUCACAUACUUGAGAUCAUUUCCGUCCCGAGGUGAUUUUGUCUGGAGGAGCAGGUGCCACCUGUGACUGUUGUAGCAAUAACACUGUUGCUUGGCAUCAGUUUCAAAGGGAAACCCGAACCCAAGUGUCUUGUGGAGGUGUGGCUGGCUGUCAGCACGUCUUCAUAAACCCGGUGUCUUCUGUCUCCCAUCUCACUCCCGGCCGGACUUUGAUUCGUUGGUUCUGAUCCCUGCCUUCUCACGUGCCAUUAGCUUCACCCGUCAAGGCCUUUCCUCCGUGAGGCGGAUGAGCUCCAGCUACGGUGUCGGUUCUCCCCAGACGGGCUGUGUACGGUCAAGGCGAUUGGUUUUCAGAUAACACAUCAUGUCUGGAUUACAAGGACGAGAGAAUAAAGGUGUGGGCGAUGUGUGGUGGUCUGAUGGAUCACGCCGAACUCCACCAACUGCUGUCUCUGUUUCCUGUCAUGCAACGCGACAUGAACUUGAGUUGACGUAGACGGCAGCACACACUGGUCAAGAGCUGUUGCUUUACUGUCCGCCAUGAGGAGGCAUUUGGGGUAAGUUCGUCUUCCUGGCGACCAAGUCCAAGACCCAUCCGCUGACUCUUCAGUGAAGGAACUCGCUCUGCCUCUCAGUGUGGUCUGAGCGGGGGAAUGAGAGGUUCGGUGGCUGCCAAACUAUCGCUGUCUUAGGAAUCAUUCUCAUGUCACUGAACAGUUGGGGCCAGAGAAAGCAUCAGCUGAAGAUGUUAAGAUUCAAGUCCAAAAAUACUGCACAGCGUUACCGUCAUCGCUCUGUCGUUCCCAUUUCACGAAGAGCUGAUUUUCUCAUUUCCGCAGACUUUGUUUGUGAUUCCACUCCAUAGCUGGACAAUACCAGCAUGAGCAGUGCUCGCUGACAUCCGCACGAUGAGUGUCCACUCUGAGGCAACGAGACGAACGGGCCGUGGAAUGCAUUGUGUCUCCAGUGGAAGGAAGGACGUGUCGCCAUGACGACGGAGCAACACCAACUGCUGUCCGUCUCUGGGCCUGCAGUGCUGAGCCAGUUGUGAGGCUGGGAGUCUUCGGGUGCCUCAUAUGGUGACGCUGCAAUUGCCAAUACAUGAAUAACCUCCAGUU